UCCAACUGCCCGUCCCUCUUUGGACUGCCCACAUCUGGAGACUGUGACCCAUCUAGGAAGCAGGGGCAGCGGCAACUCUGAUGACCCUAGUGGUGCUGUAGCCCCCCGUGACUGAAGACUGGGCUUCAGAAAGGCUCCAAAGGUGCAGGCCUCCUCAGCAGCCCGUCACUGUCAACAGAGAAUGUCUGUGCUGGCCUCCUCCUGCAUGUGCCAUUGACUCAGAUACACUGCUGUUGACACUUUGGCGACCUCUUCCAUCCUGCUUCCUGGGGGAGCCUGGGCCAGAAUGGGAGAUGCUGGAGACAUCUGCCCUCACCUUGACUCCAUAGGAGAGGUGACCAAAGAGGACUUGCUGCUUAAGUCUCAGGGAACCUGCCAGUCCUGUGGUGUUGCUGGACCUAAUCUAUGGGCCUGCCUCCAGGUCACCUGCCCCUAUGUUGGCUGUGGAGAGUCCUUUGCUGACCACAGCACCAUUCAUGCACAGGUGAAAAAGCACAACCUGACUGUGAACCUGACCACAUUCCGGGUGUGGUGCUAUGCCUGUGAGCGUGAAGUCUUCCUGGAGCAGCGCCUGGCGGUCCACCUGUCCAGCUCCUCAGCCAAGCUCUCGGAGCAGGACUCCCCACCACCCUCCCACUUUCUGAAAGCCGUCCCUAUUGCUGUGGCUGACGAAGGAGAGUCUGAGUCUGAGGAUGAUGACCUGAAACCUCGAGGCCUCACGGGCAUGAAGAACCUGGGAAACUCCUGUUACAUGAAUGCUGCCCUGCAGGCCUUGUCCAAUUGCCCCCCACUCACUCAGUUCUUCCUGGAGUGUGGUGGCCUGGUGCGUACAGACAAGAAGCCAGCCUUGUGCAAGAGUUACCAGAAGUUGAUCUCUGAGGUCUGGCACAAGAAACGGCCAAGCUAUGUGGUCCCCACCAGCCUGUCCCAUGGGAUCAAGUUGGUCAACCCGAUGUUCCGAGGCUAUGCCCAGCAGGACACCCAGGAAUUCCUUCGCUGCCUGAUGGAUCAGCUUCACGAAGAGCUCAAAGAGCCCAUGGCAGCCGCUGUGACAACACUCACUGAUGCUCGGGACUCAGACUCCAGUGACACGGAUGAGAGGCGUGACGGCGACCGGAGCCCGUCAGAGGACGAGUUUCUGUCCUGUGACUCCAGCAGUGACAGGGGUGAGGGUGACGGGCAAGGGCGUGGUGGAGGAAGCUCGAAGGCUGAGAUGGAGCUGCUGAUCCCAGACGAGGCUGGCCGAGCCAUCUCUGAGAAGGAACGAAUGAAGGACCGUAAGUUCUCCUGGGGCCAGCAGCGCACCAACUCGGAGCAAGUGGAUGAGGAUGCUGAUGUGGACACGGCCAUGGCCUCCCUCGACAACCAAUCCAGCGAGGCUCAGCCACCAUCACCAAGGUCCACCAGUCCCUCCCGGAGCCCAGAGCCAGACAACGAAGCCCACAUACGCAGCUCCUCUCGCCCCUGCAGCCCUGUGCACCACCACGAGGGCCACACCAAGCUGUCCAGCAGCCCUCCUCGUGCAAGCCCUGUGAGGAUGGGGCCAUCGUACGUGCUCAAGAAAGCCCAGGUGCCGAGUACUGGCAGCCGGAGGCGGAAGGAGCAGAGCUACCGCAGUGUCAUCUCAGACGUCUUCAACGGCUCUGUCCUCAGUCUGGUGCAGUGUCUCACCUGUGACCGGGUAUCUACCACAGUGGAGACAUUCCAGGAUCUGUCGUUGCCCAUCCCUGGCAAGGAAGACCUAGCCAAACUCCACUCUGCCAUCUACCAGAAUGUACCAGCCAAGCCAGGUGCCUGUGGGGACAGCUACUCCUCCCAGGGCUGGCUGGCCUUCAUCGUGGAGUACAUCCGACGGUUCGUGGUGUCCUGUACCCCCAGCUGGUUUUGGGGGCCUGUCGUCACACUGGAAGACUGCCUGGCUGCUUUCUUUGCUGCCGACGAGCUGAAGGGUGACAACAUGUACAGCUGUGAGCGGUGUAAGAAGCUGCGGAAUGGUGUGAAGUACUGUAAAGUCCUGUGCCUCCCCGAGAUUCUGUGUGUCCACCUGAAGCGCUUCCGACAUGAGGUAAUGUACUCCUUCAAAGUCAGCAGCCAUGUCUCCUUUCCCCUUGAGGGACUCGACCUCCGCCCUUUCCUGGCCAAGGAGUGCACCUCUCAAGUCACCACCUAUGACCUUCUCUCUGUCAUUUGUCACCAUGGCACAGCAGGCAGUGGGCACUACAUUGCCUACUGUCAGAAUGUGAUUAAUGGGCAGUGGUAUGAAUUCGAUGACCAGUAUGUCACCGAGGUCCACGAGACAGUGGUGCAGAAUGUGGAGGCCUACGUACUCUUCUACAGGAAGAGCAGUGAGGAGGCCAUGCGUGAGCGGCAGCAGGUGGUGUCUCUGGCUGCCAUGCGGGAGCCCAGCCUGCUCCGGUUCUACGUGUCCCGAGAAUGGCUAAACAAGUUCAACACCUUUGCAGAGCCGGGGCCCAUCACCAACCACACCUUCCUGUGCUCGCACGGAGGCAUCCCACCCAACAAAUACCACUACAUCGACGACCUGGUGGUGAUCCUGCCGCAGAGCGUCUGGGAGCACCUGUACGGCAGGUUCGGGGGCGGCCCUGCUGUGAACCAUCUGUACGUGUGCUCCAUCUGCCAGGUGGAGAUCGAGGCGCUGGCCAAGCGCAGGAGGAUGGAGAUUGACACUUUCAUCAAGCUGAACAAGGCCUUCCAAGCCGAAGAGUCUCCCAGCGUCAUCUACUGCAUCAGCAUGCACUGGUUCCGAGAGUGGGAGGCUUUUGUCAAAGGGAAGGACAGUGAGCCUCCCGGGCCCAUUGACAACAGCAGGAUUGCUCAGGUCAAAGGCAGUGGCCAUAUCCAGCUAAAGCAGGGGGCUGACUAUGGGCAGAUUUCUGAGGAGACCUGGACCUAUCUGAACAACCUGUAUGGGGGUGGCCCUGAGAUUGCCAUCCGGCAGAGUGUGGCCCAGCUCUCAGACCCAGAGAGCUUGCAUGGAGAGCAAAAGAUUGAGGCUGAGACCCGGGCUGUGUGACUGGGCCAGGCUGAGCGGCUGUGGCUGGCCCUACUCCCUCCCAGACAGCCCUGCAUCCCUCUGCAGACUGCAUCCUGCUGAGUGCCCACUGUCCCCAAAGGCUGGUGUCUGCCAUCCCCGAGGGUGUGUCCGCCCUGCAGCUGAGCUGCUGUGCCUGGUGCAGAGACAAAGUGCGGCUGUCGUCCGCCGUGAGAGGCGCUGUGCUGGGAAAUAUAUUCUCUCAGACUUCUGAGGACUCCGGCUGUCGUCCGCCUUGAGAGGCGCUGUGCUGGGAAAUAUAUUCUCUCAGACUUCUGAGGACUCCGGCUGUCGUCCGCCGUGAGAGGCGCUGUGCUGGGAAAUAUAUUCUCUCAGACUUCUGAGGACUCCGGCUGUCGUCGCUAUCUCCCCAGACUUGCCCUCUUGCUAGCUUGGGCCCAGCUUUUGUCCCAGGAGCUCCAUGCUGCCCCUCAGCCAAUGCUGUCCCCUGGGAUGAGAAUGGGAGUGGCUGCCAUCUUUUGGGUAUUUUCUGCUGGGUACUUGGUCCAACACCUUAGGGACUCACAGAGGUAGAUUUCCAUGCACAGGGGACAGAAUGGAUGUGAGGGGCUCUGCAUGGCGGUCAUGCUGGUUACCAUAGCCUCCUGGAGGUCCAGGCUGCCCUGCGUUGGUUGUUGGCUCUAGAUACAGGGCUCAUGUGGUUGGAGUGGAGAAAGGGCAACUUUGGCUUAUAGAGGACCUGCCACCUUGUCCUGCUGAGCCCACUGGCAGAUGGGUGUCAUUUGCCCUGUGGAGAGGCCCCUGAACCCCUGGAGGCGGGAUAGACAGACACCUCAUGCACUGGUGCAGUGUUGGUUGCUUGCUCAGCUUCCUGUGUGGCCUAGAGUGACCCUGAUUCUCCUCUUCCUGUACCUCCUCCAGCCUAGUGUCUAGGGCCACCUUUGGGGAGAUGUGAUCUGUGGCCACUCACACAGGCACUUGCCCAGAGGGUUCUAAGCCCACUGCAGAGGUACUGGGACCCCCUGAGCCUUGAGAGGCUAUCCUGUUGCUGGGGUCCUUGAGAAGUCUGGACAGAACAUCUAGGUAUGGGGUGGUGAGGGAUCCUGGGACCAAGAGGCCUCCAGAGGGCAGUGGCCUCCACUCUCUGCAGAAGUGGGUGCCUGCAGCCCAGGCCUGGGCAUUUGGUGUCCCCUAGACCUGCUUCUUCCCACUGAGGUGGCAUGUGGACCCGUGGACAGCUGCUGCUGGGACUUGCCCCGUUGGCUGCCAUCUUUGGAAGUCUGCUGUCAAGCCCUUGGCUCAUUGCACUACUGUGAUGGUUUGUGUUCAGAAUGUCCCAAUAAAUAUGCAUUCCUCCCCUGC
This is a messenger RNA of Arvicola amphibius (Eurasian water vole), 4375 nucleotides long. It is a transcript of the gene Usp20, whose product is annotated as ubiquitin specific peptidase 20. Gene Ontology annotation, biological process: protein deubiquitination. Gene Ontology annotation, molecular function: cysteine-type deubiquitinase activity; zinc ion binding. Bases 287 to 3034 code for a protein of 915 amino acids. The transcript is spliced from 26 exons. The record is from RefSeq and is a predicted model, not a curated record. Lineage: Eukaryota; Metazoa; Chordata; Mammalia; Rodentia; Cricetidae.